ACAGCUCAGCGGGAGAAGCGACUACACACACACAUUUUCAAUUUGAAAUCCAAACGGCUACGAAAGAUUAUUGCGCUGGGGUGUGUUUCCAGUCAUUGUAAUUACUAGAUCGGUUUAUAAAAGAGCUGAACAAGAUCCAUGAGCAAAGAGACUGCAAUAUCCCGUCUCCCUGUAAUGUCUGGGAAACGGGCUCACACCAGCAACACGGAUGGGGAGUACCAACAGCCUGCGCAAAAAAAGAUGCGUAAGGUUGACGCCGAGCCGUCUCAGAGGUUCAGACCUGCAGCAAGUGUUGCGCCCCCGAGACGGCCUUUGCCAGUCAAAGCUCUUGCCAAACCUAUUCGUCCGACUGGAGCCGCAACAGUGGCUGUUGCCCCCUCAAGAGGUGACCAGAGAAGACCAGUUGCAGCAGUUGCUAAAGCAACUGCAGGUUCAAGUCUGUCACGAAGGCCAGGAUGGGACCUGAAGGGUAAAGUCAGUGAUAUGGAGACUAAAGUCCAGAGCUACCAGAGCAAAGUAAAAUCUGUAAAUCAGGAAAACGAGUGUCUCAAAGAGUCAAUAAACAAAGCCCAAAAGUGUAAGGCUGAAAUCGAAGAGGAGAAUAUUGGUCUCAAAAAGCAUCUCAGGGAUUGUGAAGAGGAGCUGGUAAAGCUGGCUACUGUGAAAGAUGACCUGGCACAAGCCUCUAAAGAGAGAGAUGGACUUAAGAAAGACCUCAGCAAGCUAACCGAGGACCAUAAGGUUUUGGAAGGGCUCAGGGAUCAUUUGGAGUCUGAGCUGCGCAAUGUACAGACUCAGCUCUCCAUUCAGACCUCUGCACUGGGGCGGUGUCAAGACAGUUUGAAGGAGAGCCAAGAACUGGUCAGGAACCUUGAGGAAACAGUGGCCCGUCAACGAGAAGAGCUCCACUCUGGAGAAAUGGAGCGAAGGAAACUCCACAAUACCAUUCAAGAGCUCAAGGGCAACAUCCGAGUGUUUUGUAGAGUCCGCCCAUUGCUGACUGGCAAUCAGUCUGAUAUUCUGCACAUCCAGCUGCCGGCCCACGACAAUAAGGCUCUGACGCUUGCCAAAAUGGAAGAGUCGCACACAGGUCGCACUGCUGACACACACAAGAACUACAACUUCAGCUUCGACCGCGUGUUUGGGCCGCGUUCCUCACAGUGUGAGGUUUUCGAAGAGAUUUCCCUUCUGGUGCAGUCUGCUCUGGAUGGGUACAACGUUUGCUGCUUUGCUUAUGGGCAAACUGGCAGCGGGAAGACCUUUACUAUGGAAGGGGGCAAUCUGGAGGAUUUGUCGGGGGUCAUCCCACGUGCUGUCCAGCAAAUCUUUAAGUCUGCCAAAGCACUCCAAGAGCAAGGGUGGCAGUACACCUUCACCGCCAGCUUUGUGGAGAUCUACAAUGAGACACUUCGAGAUCUUCUCUUCAAGGGAAAACCAAACAAGAGACCUGAACAUGAGAUCAGGAAGAUCUCCAACAAUGAGAUCACAGUUACCAACCUAACCUACCAAAAAGUUAACAAUGAGGAUGAGGUGCAGAACUUGAUCAUGUUGGCAAACCAGAACCGGUCCACUGCCCGCACAGGCAUGAACGAUCACUCGUCACGUUCUCACUCGGUGUUCCAGCUAGACAUAGAGGGGGAGAACUCUGCUCGAGACUCCAAGUGCAAGUCCACGCUGUGUCUAGUGGAUUUGGCCGGCAGUGAGAGAGUACAGAAGAGUCAGUCUCAAGGAGAACGUUUCAAGGAAAUGACUUCCAUCAACUCUUCCCUCACCAACCUGGGAAUUGUGAUCGCUGCUUUGGCCAACAAGGAGAGCUUUGUUCCCUACCGUAACUCAAAGCUCACGUACCUCCUCCAGAACUGCCUCGGAGGCAACAGCAAAACUUUGAUGUUUGUGAAUAUAUCACCUGAGGAAGAGAGUUUCAGUGAAUCGCUGAAUUCUCUGCGCUUUGCCAGCAAGGUGAACGACUGUGUCAUCGGAACAGCCUCAGCCAAUCGGAAGUAGUUUAGCUGAGUUCAUUUCUGAACAUCCACUGGUCAUUUUUAAAUGUUUCAAACUUCAGCUAUUUUAUGUUUAUCCUAAUCUCUCCUGUCUUUUGCAUCUUUUUAUAUUUCUGUAAUGCAAUUUAUAUUUUUGUGAUGCAUUUUAAUGUACAAUCUUACUAGCAGACAAUUAUUUUUAUUGUUGUUUUACAACCAUUAAAUGCAUAUUGUGCUUCAGAGAGAUCAAUAAAUUUUCCAUUUUGGCCAAA
This is a messenger RNA of Rhinichthys klamathensis goyatoka, 2251 nucleotides long. It is a transcript of the gene kifc1, whose product is annotated as kinesin family member C1. NCBI's taxonomy places the organism in Eukaryota, Metazoa, Chordata, Actinopteri, Cypriniformes, Leuciscidae. Gene Ontology annotation, biological process: microtubule-based movement. Gene Ontology annotation, molecular function: ATP binding; microtubule binding; microtubule motor activity. The transcript is spliced from 17 exons. Bases 139 to 2004 code for a protein of 621 amino acids. The record is from RefSeq and is a predicted model, not a curated record.